Homarus americanus (American lobster) is the source of this 2040-nucleotide messenger RNA. Its product is annotated as salivary glue protein Sgs-3-like. NCBI's taxonomy places the organism in Eukaryota, Metazoa, Arthropoda, Malacostraca, Decapoda, Nephropidae. Bases 18 to 1010 code for a protein of 330 amino acids. The record is from RefSeq and is a predicted model, not a curated record. The transcript has 5 exons.
UUACAGACAGAUUCAAGAUGAUGAAUGAGGCUGUCAGGCUGUCUACACUCGCACACAAGGGGUUCGAGCCUAAUAUGCUACAACCUGAGGUGACGAAACAUGAAAUGACGAACGAGAGCAUAACACCAAUGCCUCCCCAACCAGACAUCAUGGAGCCAGUGAUGUUGCCAGAUCCCAUGACGCCAGAGAUGACUCGGCCACAGACGACGAGACCAGAGAUUACUCAACCACAGACGACGAGACCAGAGAUUACUCAGCCACAGACGACGAGACCAGAGAUUACUCAGCCACAGACGACGAGACCAGAGAUUACUCAGCCACAGACGACGAGACCAGAGAUUACUCAGCCACAGACGACGAGACCAGAGAUUACUCAGCCACAGACGACGAGUCCAGAGAUUACUCAGCCACAGACGACGAGACCAGAGAUUACUCAACCACAGACGACGAGACCAGAGAUUAUGCAACCAGAGACCAUAAGACCAGAGAUUAUACAACCAGAGACCAUAAGACCAGAGAUUAUACAACCAGAGACCAUAAGACCAGAGAUUAUACAACCAGAGACGACAACGAGACCUGAAAUACUACAACCCAAGACCAUGAGACCGGAGAUGGUGGAGGCGGAGGAGGAGACAGGGCCAGCACCUCACACGGAGUCACCCACCAAACACGACAUAGAACCAGUGACCGACCGAGACUUAGUGGCUGAGUCUAUGGGAAUCUCGGCUCCUGCUGGAACACCGUUUACCGAGCCUAUGGCUGAGAGAGACGAGACAUUGGAGACCAUAUUUGACUGGCUGGGUGAGACCGAGGAAGGCGAAGUGACCACUCUGCCUCCGGUAGACGAGACGGAGGAAGAGAUGCUCAACAUGAACGAUCACUCGCCCACGAUGAUGGAAAUCCCUGAGACUGUCACAGAGAUGAUCAUGGAGGAAGGGAGUAUGACCGAGCUGAUACUGGAUGAAGCGUCUACGGAGUACCCGUCCUUCACAGAGAACGAAACCUUCUGAACUCCAUCAGCCCCUGAACCACAAAGUCCGUAAACCACAUCCAAGGUCUCCAGCAACACAGAUUCGCGCCAAAAGUCCCAUUGAAGACAAAGAGGCAUCUCGGCUUGAGACAGAAAUAUUCGCGUCAAAACUUUCAGCAAUACUGAACUGGUUCUCACCUAAACCACAGGCUGCGCAAAUUCGCGCCAAAAUCUCUUGAAUAGACUCCAGCUAAAAGAGAAUUUACCUGAACAUGUGUAUGUGAUAUUUCAGGAAACCAUGAAAUUUUCCUGGAGAUGAGAGGACACAUGAUGUGUCGUUUUCUCAGUGUGAUGGGAGUGUGGGGUACAACGAAAAUAUAAGGUGGGGCUUCCUGUGCCCGCAGCUCUUGACUUCGCGAGAUAACCAAUGUGGAUAACUUACUAAGUUUCAUAUUAUAUGUUUUCAGUUCAUUGUGUAACAUAUGAUAAGAAACAUUACAAGACUUUUCCACACAUACUGAACUCCAAGAGAAGCUCACGUGUUUAGUCCUAUGAACUAAACUGUCCUGCAAUGUUUUAAUCAGGACCUCAAUAUACGGAGUUAAUCUGCCUAAAUAUAGUCAGUGGUGUCCAUAAUGUAUCAUUGAUUUAUAAAAAAAAAAUAUUACAUCGAUUUUCUAUCUCAGUACGUGGAGGCACUAAUAAAAGAACUGCACGUAUUGUCUAGAAUUCAUAUUAUAGGAGCUGUAUAUAAAAAAUAUAUACUUUGUUUUAAUAAUUCAUUGUGUACAAUCGGCCACAAGAGCAUUGGUGUGGCAACGAUGAAAAUAAGAUCGAAUCAUAGUACUGUACGAGGUUUGUUGCUAUGUUGGUAUCCCUGAAACCUGCUCGAUGGCAGUAUAUUUAAUCGCACAUUAACCCUCUCAGUGUUUUGGAGGUUUGCUCCAAGGUGUAUCAAAUCCUAACGUGUCGUGAGCACUAAAUGGAUUAAUCGAGAUAGGUUUUACAGCUGAUGUUUUACAUUGGUGUCUAUUAACGUCAACAGAGAUGAAAACAACAUAAAUAUCCUC